GUGAUUUCCACGCCACGUCGACAUCAUCAUGCUCAAGGUGCACCGCAAAGCAGGGGAGCUUCUCUUGGAAGACUGCCGAAAAGGGGACUCCAGCUGGCUGCGCGUGAGUCUUCCUUCGUCCAAGGUGGACAAAGUGAGCGGCGGGGAUGCUUUCGCAUCGUCGAAGCCGUUGAUCGACCUCGAAGAAGUGGCGCGAGUGAAGGACGCAUCCGACGAGCCACCCGUGGAAGUCAAAGCGUUGUACGGCGUGUACUCGCUUCUAUCGGGGCCGUACUUGGCGUUCAUCAAGGACAAUGCUCGCGUCAUCGGCAAAGGACCCAACGACGAAAGCAUCUACCAAGUGCUUGAGCUCGAGUUCAUCCCCGUGUCCGAGCACGCGGAGCGCCACUUUCAGUCUCACGCGAGCAAGCAGGAGAAGCGCGACCAGUCCAUCUACCUCAACAUGCUCAAGACGAUCGGGAAGACCAAGAUGUUCUACUUCUCGUUCGAGUAUCCGCUCACGUUAUCGGCCCAGCGCCACGCGUUGGCGACGGCGUCCGCAGCCAAAUUGCCCGCCCAUGCGCGCGCCGACGAGUCGUUCUUCUGGAACAAACCUGUGUUGGAACCAUUCCUGCACUCCAAGAUCAAGCUCGAUCGGUGGAUUGUGCCUGUGAUCAACGGGUUCGUCAAAGUGGUCAAAGGAGUGGUCAUGGCCGCCAACACGGCACCGGUCGACUUUUUCUUUUUCACGCGGCGCAGCUGGCACCGCGUGGGCACGCGCUUCAACGUCCGCGGCGUCGACAAGGACGGCCACUGCGCCAACUUUUCCGAAACUGAGAUGAUUGUGCAGAAGGGCGACGGCGGCCUCUGCUCGUACGUCCAGAUCCGGGGGUCAAUUCCAUUGUACUGGGACCAGAUGGUCACGCUCAAGUACAUGCCCCGCACGCGGUAUGCGUACAGCCAGUCGGACUUGAUUGACUGGAACGAGCUCGCUUUCCGAGCGCAUUUCGACAACGUGAUUGCCAAGUAUGGCCAUGUCACGGUGCUCAACUUGAUCGACAGGAAUGGCAAGUCGGCCACGGUGCGCGACCAAAACCAGCUUGGGUCGGCGUUUCAAAAGUACACGAAAAAGUACAACCAGAACCAAAGCAGCGGACACGACGACGACGAGAACGUCAUGACGUCGACGUCGUCGUCGCCGUCGUCCGCGGCGGCCUCGCUCCGGCUACGCAAAGCGUCGUCGACGGUAAAGGACUCGAUUUCUGCAGCGUCGUCCACGUCAUCUUCGUUGUUUGCGCAACCCAUUGCGUACAUUUGGUUUGACUUUCACGACGAGUGCCGCAAGAUGCAGUGGGGCAACCUCGCAAAACUCAUGGAGUCAGCGUCCGAGUGUUUUGCCAAGUACGACUGGUUCGAAGUCGACGCCGACGGCCGCGUGCUCAAGAAGCAGAAGGGCGUGUUCCGCGUCAACUGUAUGGACAACCUGGACCGGACCAACGUCGUCAUGAGCCUCGUGGCGCGGCGCACGAUGCUGCUGUGCCUGCGCCUCGAUUCGAACGACAUGUCGUGGCUCGACUCGCCCUUUGACCAGUUCGAGUCGUUCUUCAAAAAUGCAUGGGCAGACAACGCCGACGCAGUCUCCGUCAUGUACGCGGGCACGGGCGCGCUCAAAACCGACUUUACCCGCACGGGCAAGCGAACCCUCGCCGGCGCGCUCCAAGACGGCAUCAACUCGGUCACUCGGUACUACCUCAACAACUUUACGGAUGGCAUCCGUCAAGACUCGCUCGACUUGUUUGUUGGCAACUUUACCGCCGACCGCCGCACCGACAGUCCGUUCACGGUCCAGCAGCAAAACACGUUUGUGUUUAUGCUGGCGGAAGUACUGCUCUUGGGCAUCUUUCUCACCGGCGUGUCGCUGUCUUUGCAUUGGAACGAAGACAUCCGCAUCCGCCUCCGAGACGGUGUCGCAGCUGCCGCGGUUGGUCUUGUGGUCCUCGCGGGCUUGUUGCUCAAGAAAGGAUCGUUUCGAUCCGUGGGCCGACACUGCGUGUGCAAGCCUGCGUUUUGCUCGACGGGGUACAUCCGGAGACCGGAAGGGGCGAAGUAGAAGUAGGCUUUGGGUGCACUUCAUCUAUAAACUGUCUACUUUACACGCGUGCUAACAGCUAGUUCGCAAUGUUCAAGCGCAAAAUGGCAUGGAACUAACAAGCCAGUGUAUUUGUCAGUGACGAGGUUGUCUUGCUGUUAACGCUAUUGUGAAGCUUUACACUUGGU
This is a messenger RNA of Aphanomyces astaci, 2256 nucleotides long. RefSeq lists its product as hypothetical. NCBI's taxonomy places the organism in Eukaryota, Oomycota, Saprolegniomycetes, Saprolegniales, Verrucalvaceae. Gene Ontology annotation, biological process: phosphatidylinositol dephosphorylation. The transcript has a single exon. The record is from RefSeq and is a predicted model, not a curated record. Gene Ontology annotation, cellular component: endoplasmic reticulum. Bases 29 to 2089 code for a protein of 686 amino acids. Gene Ontology annotation, molecular function: phosphatidylinositol-4-phosphate phosphatase activity.